AUGAGGAAUUUAGAAGUUUAUGUGUUUUGUUUAUGUCUAAUAUUAACCACUGCCGAGCUUCUGGGACCUGAAGCUCGGAAGAAAAAUGAAAACAGUGAAGAUGAAGAGGAAGUGGUCAGUGAAGAUUUGGAUACCAAACAAAGUAGUCCAGAAGCCAGUUAUUUAAAAGAACUUACCGAGGCUAUGAACAAGGAGAUAGUUACUUUACAAGAGUAUGCAGAUGCUCUUAGAAACUCAAAGGACACAGUUAAGGAGGAUGAUAAUAACAAAGAUAGUCACUUGGAUCAAAUGGAGUAUACCCUGAAGCUGCUAAAGAAAAGCCUCUUAAGGCAUUCAGAUACAGCCUGGAUACAUAAUCCAAAGACUGGUGAAAGUAUUGAAAAUGAAAUUGAGAAACUACAAGAAAAUCCUCAAGAUAUCCUUGACACUCUACCGCCAUUGCCAGAAGAGGAAGAGGUAGAACUAACACCCGAGUUGAAAGAAGCCAAAGAAUUAUACGAGAUUGCAAUGGCGAAACUCAACCGUCGGUCCCCGGAUCUUCGCGCCUCCAUACUACAGGUGAAGCAAGCGGCUGAUGCUGGAUACGUACCAGCCAAAAUCAAGCUAGCCUGGUCCUACCUGUUUGGAGAAGGUGUGGAAUUGGAUAUGGAUAAGGCGAAAAAUAUAUUUGAGGAGCUCGUGGUCGAGGGAAAUGCGGAUGCUCAUGCUGGCAUGGGUUUCCUGUACGCGACGGGCAUAGCCGUACCCGUGUCCCAAGCGAAGGCCCUGGUGCACUACACGUUGGGCGCGCUGGGCGACAGCGACUACGCCCAGAUGGCUUUGGCCUACCGCUACUGGAGCGGCAACACUGUGCCCAGCUCCUGUCAGAAAGCCAUGGACCUCUACAUGAAGGUGGCUGCUAAAGUGGCAAGCCAAGUGACCUUCAGUGGGGGUCCGGCCAUCCAACGAACGAGGCUCAUCGACGAAGCUGAAGGAGGUGGUGGAGGUGCACUGGACACUGAUCUUAUUGAAUAUUACCAGCUUUUGGCUGAAAAAGGAGAUGUACAGGCUCAGGUCGGCCUCGGCCAACUGCACUUCCAAGGCGGUCGCGGAGUAACCCUCGACAUUAACAAAGCCCUGCACUAUUUCCAACAAGCCGCUAAAACCGGCAAUGCUGUUGCCAACGCAUUCCUCGGGAAGAUCUACCUCGAGGGAGGCGAUGGCAUCAAGGCCGACAAUGAGACCGCUUUGAGGUACUUCAGAAAGGCUAUGGAGAUGAAUAAUCCUGUUGGACAGAGCGGGCUUGGUAUUAUGUAUUUGCAGGGUCGUGGAGUACCCAAAGACUAUAAUGCUGCGUUUAAAUACUUCACAAUGGCCGCUAAUCAGGGCUGGGUAGAGGGACAACUGCAUCUCGGCUUCAUGUACUUUGGAGGUAUCGGCGUGCGCCGCGACUUCAAACAAGCCAACAAGUACUUCUCACUGGCGUCGCAGACGGGUCACGUGCUCGCUCUCUACCACCUCGGACAGAUGCAUGCUCAGGGCCUUGGAGUACUACGCUCAUGUACCACAGCUGUGGAGCUAUUUAAGAACGUCUGCGAGCGCGGCGAGUGGGGCUCGCGCCUGAUGCUGGGCCACGCGGCGUGGCGCGCGCGCGACUCGGACUCGGCGCUGCUGCAGUACCUGGCGCUCGCCGAGCGCGGGUACGAGCUGGCGCAGACCAACGCCGCCUUCCUGCUCGACAACGGCGAGGUGCGCAUGUUCAGCGAGCGUGAGCGCUGGGCGCGUGCGCUCCAACUGUGGUCCCGUGCGGCUGCGCAGGGCUGCGGGGCCGCGCGAGUCAAGCUCGGCGACUACCACUACUACGGGCUCGGCACGCACAAGGACCUGGAAGCUGCCGCCUACCACUAUAGGAUAGCAUCGGAGCAGUUGCACGUGGCGCAGGCGACGUUCAACCUGGGCUACAUGCACGAGCGCGGCCUGGGCCUGGCGCAGGACGCGCACCUGGCCAAGCGCUGCUACGACCUCGCCGCCGACACCUCGCCCGACGCGCGCCUGCCCGCCGCCCUCGCACUCGCCCGCCUCAACGCCGCCACCGCCAUGCAGCAGAUACUCGACGUACGUACUCACUCACUCGCACUGACACUCGCAGGCCUCAACGCCGCCACCGCCAUGCAGCAGAUACUCGACGUACGUACUCACUCACUCGCACUGACACUCGCCCGCCUCAACGCCGCCACCGCCAUGCAGCAGAUACUCGACGUACGUACUCACUCACUCGCACUGACACUCGCCCGCCUCAACGCCGCCACCGCCAUGCAGCAGAUACUCGACGUACGUACUCACUCGCCCGCCUCAACGCCGCCACCGCCAUACAGCAGAUACUCGACGUACGUACUCACUCACUCGCACUGA
This is a messenger RNA of Arctia plantaginis, 2391 nucleotides long. The record is from the annotation of a GenBank genome assembly. NCBI's taxonomy places the organism in Eukaryota, Metazoa, Arthropoda, Insecta, Lepidoptera, Erebidae.